Pantherophis guttatus is the source of this 6430-nucleotide messenger RNA. RefSeq names its product RAB39B, member RAS oncogene family (gene RAB39B). Gene Ontology annotation, biological process: Rab protein signal transduction. The record is from RefSeq and is a predicted model, not a curated record. NCBI's taxonomy places the organism in Eukaryota, Metazoa, Chordata, Lepidosauria, Squamata, Colubridae. Gene Ontology annotation, molecular function: GTPase activity; GTP binding.
UGCUGCUGCUGCUGCUGCUGCCAUCCCCUCGCCUGCAUCUCCAUCUUUAGAGCAUCUUCUGGCUGCAAAGGCGGCCGUUGGUGCCUCGCUGGGCGCGGAGGGGAGGCCGUGGGAAGGCGCGCCGAGAGCCGCCUCGCCCGCUCCCCAACCGGGACGCCCCCAUAGACCUUGACGCACAAAAAGGCAGCCGUCCCCCCCCGCUCAGCGCAUCCGCCGGCCCGCCUCCGGACUCCGGAGCAUGCCUCCCGCUCCCCGGACCGGGUUCCGACGCGCAUCGCGGCCCGUGACUCGGGUCCAGCGGCUCAGCAGCGUCUUGCCGGGGCUCCGGCCGGUUGGGCAGCCUUGCUGAGAGCGUCUUUGCUUCCCCCCCCCCACGCGCGGUCGCGAGUGGGCAGCUUCGCGGGAAGGGCGAGGGCGCGGAAGGUGGGAAGCCCCCCCGCUCCACUCCCCGUCGAGGCGGGCCGGGUGAAGAGAGGAGGUCGGGCCGGGGCAUCCAAGCCUCUCUCGGCCAGGCUUCCCCUCCAAGCUCGCCGGCGCGUCCCCGGCUAGGAGGAGCAGGCGCCCCCGAGGCGAAGGCCGGUGCGGGGACGGCGCUCCUCUCGCAGCAGCGCUAGCAGCCUCCGCGCCGGCCGCCCCUGCAGUAGCGGCAGCCGCGCCAAGCGCGCUGCGCCCCGGAGCUCCGAUAAGCGCAGCGUCGGGCCUCUCCGGGCUCGGCCCCGGGGAAACGAUGGAGGCCAUUUGGCUCUACCAGUUCCGCCUGAUCGUCAUUGGGGACUCGACGGUGGGCAAAUCCUGCCUCAUCCGCCGCUUCACCGAAGGGCGCUUCGCUCAGGUCUCCGACCCGACCGUGGGCGUGGAUUUCUUCUCGCGCCUGGUGGAGAUCGAGCCCGGCAAAAGGAUCAAGCUGCAAAUCUGGGACACCGCCGGCCAGGAGAGGUUCAGAUCCAUUACGCGAGCCUACUAUAGAAAUUCCGUCGGUGGCCUGCUCCUCUUUGACAUUACCAACCGCAGGUCCUUCCAGAAUGUCCACGAGUGGCUGGAGGAGACCAAGGCACAUGUCCAGCCUUAUCAAAUUGUCUUUGUACUAGUGGGCCACAAAUGCGACCUGGACACGCAGCGGCAAGUCACCCGACACGAGGCCGAGAAACUGGCCCUCGCUUACGACAUGAAGUACAUUGAGACCUCGGCACGGGAUGCUAUUAACGUGGAGAAGGCCUUCACUGACCUGACUCGAGACAUCUAUGAACUCGUGAAAAGGGGGGAGAUAAGCAUCCAGGAGGGCUGGGAAGGGGUCAAGAGCGGCUUUGUGCCCAACGUUGUGCAUUCUUCAGAAGAAGUGGUGAAGUCAGAUAGGAGGUGCCUGUGCUAACUGGGAAGUCCCCGCGAGGAGGAAGGAGGCUGACUCUUGAGUAGCCCCAAUGGGUUCCAUUCUACUCCACAAACUUGGUGGGAAGGCAGAGAAGGUGCAGUUCGGUAGGCAAAGCACCGGCGCUUGGACUGCUGGAGGACAAAAGGAGGCUAUAACCCCACCAUGUACGAAUCAAUCCAGAUGCAUGUUAAUGUGGUAGAGAUAAGGCCAUGGGAGUCUGGAAAAACGGGGUAGGGAUAGUCACCAUCAAUGGGUUUUAUGUACCCUGGUUUAAAUAGAUUCAUCUAUCAUUGCUUUUCGCUUUUCUUCUUUUUUUUUUUUCCUUUUCUUUUUCUUUUGAAGCCAUAGUCCAAAUCGCCUAUAAUUAGGAAGCGUAUUUAGAACAGGAACAAGGGAGAGAGAAAUCAUAUGCUUGUGCUACCUUUUAAUAAUCACCAUGGCUGAAAUAAUAAUAAUAAAAGGCUUGCUGCAAUAGAAAUUAAAUGUUAAAACAUUGCAGAGCCACUAAAAUUGAAGCCAGAAAGACCCUUACUUUAUUAGUUCCAAUUUUGAUGUCUCAAAAGCUUCUGGGAAUUUGAUAGUUCAGGUUCCACCAUUAAUCUGGGAAGAACUCACCAGUUGAAUCGGUAAGGUCAAUAUUUAUUGGUUCUUUAUGAAAUGCAUAGCCGCAUUCCUUCAAAAGCCUAAGGGUACAUCAUGCUCCCCCCUUAUUUUUCUCCAGAAAAGCAGCCCCACGAAGGAAGUUGGUGACUGGCCAGAGUCAAAGUCAUCCAUGGUUGAGGGGCACCUGAAAGACCCUGGGUGUCCCCAGUCCUAGCCCAACAUUUCAACCAUUACAGUACCCAUACUGAUUCUCAAUCCUGAAAAGAUUCCCAGGAAGAUAUUUUCUAAUUGAGCUCUAUGAGUCAGGCAUGCAAUACUUUCCAUGUUAAUGUUAGAAUUACACAGUGAUGAGUUUUCCCUUUGUAUUUGAUGAUUCCCUCUCCCUAUCACUUUUCAGUUCUUUCAGUUCUUGCUGGGUCUUUCAUCCAAGAGCUGAAGGAAUUGGAAUCUCGGUUGUUAGAUUUCUGCAAGAAGAGGUAACCCUAUUGAUUUAUUACUAAUAAUGGUUAUUAAAAUACAUGAUUGCAUUUAUAUUCUACCUUUUCUCAGGGAGUCCCAGCAUACUUACAGUAUGUGGGCUCUCUUUCUCAAUACCACAAACCUUUGAAGUAGGUUGGACUAAAAGGUUAACUGGCCCAAAGUCUCACAGCGAGACAUUGAUCACUCCCAUGAUCACCUCAUUAGAUCACCCUGAUCUAAGUCCAGUUCAUUAUCCACUACAUCCCUUAAUGAAAUGUUGGUGGUUGCUUGGGCCACCUGGAAAGUUGCAUUCCUAUAAGCGAUAGGAAGAGGGGGGGGGGGUUGAUGUGUGUGUGAGAGGGGGAUACUAUUUAAUCAAGGAUGUUCUAAUUUUCUUCUGGAAAAAGCCAAGAUUGAUUAAAGUUGAAAUAGCAUUGAAACCAUGCUUCCUGCUCUUUGCACGUUGCAUUUCCUGCGAGUCCCAGCUGAAAAGAAAGAGGAUGCAUGGUAAGAUAGGCAAGAUAGAAACCAUUGUUUUGCAAGCCAGUUAACUUGCAAGUGUUGUAGUUUUAAAGGCCUUUCUUUCCCUUCCGGACACAUUAUCAAUCAUUUAAGCGUUGCUUUAAGAAAGCAAGCUAGAUUAGUUAAGCAAGGGCGCUCAUGACACGACCUGAAAUUCUUAGAGGAAAAUCAGUGUCUUCAAAAGAGAUGGAAGUGAGCAGAGGGUCUUGAUGUGAGCAGAGGGAAGUAAUCAGCGACUUGCAAGUGACAUAAUGUCGUUUGGGAGAUGCUGAAUGAUGGGAAACGGCUUUUAAAACCAAGAUGAAUCUGUGCAUUUUCAGCAGCAGUUCCACUUUUUCUCUUGUUGAUCAUUUUGCAUCUGGAGCUGGGCUUUUUCUGAAUGCAGAAAAGAAGGAAAGGAGGAUUGGAUUCCUUGAGAGCAUUGUAAACAUUCCUGAAGAACGUUUAGGAAGAAGCCAAUGUUAAAAGAAACAAUAUUAAUUUUGAGUGUUGCUUUCUUUUAACGAAAUAGUUUGCUUUGAGGCAGAAAAGGGCUAUACUGUUUUUAAUGACCUACAUACUGUACAUCCAGGGUGUUUACUUUUCUUUUUUGGAGGUGACGGCAAUAAUGUAAUAAUCAGCAGAAGACACAAGUAAACAUACAUCCCAUUUGUUAAGGCCAUUGAGAAACAUUUUUAUAGUAAUACAAUAGAAUAAGGGAGGAAGCCCACAUAUACUCAAGACUAUUUUUUUUUAUCAGUAAGUCAGAUUUAGACUAAUUUCAAGAAUGUUGCUAGCGUUGAACCCAGGAGUAAAAUAGAUUGUAGGAUUGGUUAUAUUUUGCAUGCUCUGGCUCAAAUUGUAGCUUUAUAUAAGGAAUAAAGAUAGAAAGGCAAAUGCUUCUUUCUGCCUAUUAACUAAUUAAAGACGUUUUAGUCAAUCAUCUGAAUUUCUGAAUAUUACUUAAACCUGCAUAUGGGGGAGGGGGGAACAUUUCUAUGAAACAAAGAGGUUGGGUUCUUUUUAGAUAGUAUCUGUGGGUGUGACAAACAAACAUUACUAUUGUAGAAAAAUUCCAGCUUCUUACAUAGAUUGCUGCUUAUGAUCCAGUACGUGUUUGCAUUGAAUAUGCUUUUUUUUAAAAAAUAGGUCUAUUUCCCCAGAAAGGGAGGGGGUGUUAGCAGUUUAAGUCAAUUAAUCAAAUUGGAUUUUUAGAAUCAACCUAUCAAGCUGAUGAAAUGUUGGAGCACCUUUAAAAGCUAGCUUUUUUCAGAUAGGAGAAUAAAGGGUGGGAAGAAGUGAUGAUAAAUCCAUGUAAUACUUUAACAAGUGUCAGUACAUUCGUUGGAACUUUUGUUUCAUUCUGAGUUUUUUUCUAUAGUUUUCGGUUUCUGCAUGAUUCACCGGUGACUUCAGAUAAUUUCUAUGAUCAAAUUAAGGCAAUAUGUAAACUACUUUUUAAAUGCCUGUUUACCAAGUGUUGAAAGAUAUGCUUAAGUAUCUUAGGUUACAGUUGCUUGUAGAUUUCAUCUGGACUUGGAAUAGUUGAUCCAUUAAAGCAAAAUAAUUAAUUCAGAAGUGAUUUUUAUAAAUGAGCCUUAUACUUCCAUGUGCUGUUCAAUUCUCUAGAGAAUAUUUCAUAUACAUGUACAUUGUGCACACACAGAUUAAAACUUGGGCUGUCCUAGAACUAUGUACAUUAAUAGGAGAUAAAGACAGAGAAGAGCAACAAAGAUGAUUAGGGAAUUGGAGGCUAAAACAUACAAAGAAUGAUUGCAGGAAUUGAGUAUGUCUAGUUUAUUUUUAUUUAUUUAUUUUGUACUAGGGGUGACAUGAUAGCAGUGUUUCAAAUAACUAUGGGAUUGCCACAAAGAGGGGGAUCAACCUAUUCUCCAAAGGCAGGACAAGAAGCAAUCAAAAGGAGAAACAACCUAGAACUAAGGAGAAAUUUCCUGACAGUGAGAACAAUUAAUGAGUGCAAUAGCUUGCUUCCAAAAUUUGUGGGUACUCCAACACUGGAAGUUUUUAAGACAAGAUUGGACAACCAUGUCUGAAAUUGUAUAGGAUUUCCUGCAGGGGGUUGGAUUAGAAGAUCUCCAAGGUCCCUUCCAACUGUUAUUCUCUAUGUUAUAGUCUUUUCAGUGACACUUCCUCUGGAUAUGAGGAUGCAUUCAGGCCCAGUUUGGUGGUAUUCUUACAGCACCCUAACCUUUGGUAGUUUUAAACUUGGUUAGCAUGUUAUAUGAAUCCCACCAAUGGCACUACCUGAUGUUAAGACAAAAUUUAACGUGCAAACCCAAGUCCAUCUAAUCUGAAGUCCAAAAUCAAGAACACCUCCUAAAUCAGCCUUUACUGGAUGGGUUAUGGAGUGAAUGGAGGACUUUCUACAUGUAAAGUUCAAUUGUGAACUCUCACCUUGGCUUUUUUUACUGUCUCAGGAGCACUGCAUCUCUCCUAGGGAUACGGCAGGUGACCAGGAACCCUGUUUGCCCUUGAUUAGAAAUUUCUCUAGAACUGUCAAAUUUACUGGGCAAAAGCUUUUUUUUUUUUAAUACACCUUCAGUAAAUUUUCCAAGUAAUCACAGAAUCAAAAAGGAAAAAGGAAGGAUCUAGAAGAUUGUGUAGGAACAUCUAACGGCCUUUGAGGGGCCAUGUGCUAAGAUUAUUUACGUGAUUAAAAAAUUACUUGUCUUAACUGUCAUUUUUUAAAAAAGGAGUCUGGAUCCUGCACCAAUCUAAAUCAAAAUCUAUGAACUAGCGUAGUAGCAAAUGCCUUUCAGUUUUUUUCUGGGUUAAUACUGACUUAAUAAUAAACAUCUUUGAUUUGUACUAUCAUGUAUGAGGAUGACAAAGACACACAGAAAAUAUACUGGAAGGUGAAAUGGAAUGGAAAUGAAAUGAAAUGGAAGGUCUAAUAAUCCUGAUAAAAACCUGUCAGUCUUUUUCUGAUUUACAUUUGUAACCCCUCUAUACAAUUAGCAGUGUACCAAGGAUUCCUGCUUUUUAAAAAAUGGGAGGGGCUUGAUUUUGUAAACCUGAUUUCUGAACUGAUUUGAGUAGAUUUCUGUGCAAGAGAAAGGGCUAACGAGGCCAUAGGAAGCUCCAUUUUCUUUCUGCUAUCUGGCAAAAUCCAGCAAAAAUAGAAAUGAGCCCAGUUUAUUAGUUUCAAGUUCACAAUCUUAGUCUGCAUGCUGGAUUUAAAGAAAAAUCCAGACCCUCCAGAUAUAUAAUUAUACUGUACAUUUUUGCUAGCUUUCUGUUUUAUGACUGUAAUGAAAUGUGACGCAAUAUGUUGUAUUUAGCUGCGUGUGGAUGAAAAUUAUGCUCGCGCUUAGCAAAGCAGUUAAUGUGAAUAUGUGACAUGCAAUACAUGUAAGGAUUACUUUAUUUUCCACCAUUUUUCAUGAAACCUCAAGUAACUCUGUGUACAUGAACUGUGGUGGGAAACUCCCCCCCUUCCCCCACAGAUUAGGUUAAAAAUAAACACCACCCACUGUU